CUUAUAAGAGACCCUCUUUUUCAUAUAGGAGAUUGAAGUGACUGUCACUAUUGUGAUCAAUGUGUUUUUUACCAUAAGGAAAUCCCCAUUAAAAUGCGAAGAACAUUUCUCAGUCACCCAAGCACCUAUCGAACAUUCUAUGUGCUAAUGUACUUUGAAUAAAACUUGUAUCAAGGCCUACAGAAAUAAGAAAACUACUGCCAUUAGAGGGCUAGACUAGGUUGGUCCUUGUAUUAGUCAAACCUAUAAACAUUUAAAAAUUUGUGGGUAUAAGCUGAAAGGAUAAUGGAAGAGAUUUUAGAUGGGACCCUGAGAUGACCAUGCAUUGUUUUCAACGAGUAAGACCCCCAAAAUGGGACAAGAAGUUAAAAAAAUGUUAAAUUAAUUAAAAGAAAUUGACAGGAGCCAAUGAGAUUUCCACUUAGUCAGAAAAGAUGUUAUAUUUCAUUAUUAGGCCGGCCUCUCUCUGUCAUUGAUCUGGUGUCAAAAAAACAUCAUUAAUUUUCUCUGUCAGCCGUUAUUCUUCUAUUCCAGCCAGCUUUCAGAGAAAAGUAGGGAACUUAGUUGUUGGAAGUGGGGGUUUAUGGAAUAUUACUGCAACAUUAGCAGGCAAGUCUGGGAUUGAGUUAAGCAGUGAUGUGUAGGUUUAGUCCACAGCCAAUUCCCUCUAUCCAACGCAAAUUUUAAGAAACUUGCAUCCCUGAUGUAGAACUCCCUUGGGGGUCAGGAAGCAUGGAAGCUAGCAGCGUAAAAAUGGUGUACUCCAAGAGGAAUCACACUAAUGGUGAUGUAUCAACCGCAUCACAUAAUCAGGAAUUCUCUGAGGACAGGAAUACUAGUAGUGAAGCUCCUAUGUAUGGUGAAGUGUCUCCAUGCAAUGAAGCUUCCAAUGUUAAGAUUGCUAAGGAAAAUCAGGGAACUCCACAUCCUCGACAAAAUUCUGGCAAAACGAAGUUAAAAGAAAAUGGAUCUGAACCUAAAACUAGAAGAGGCCGUGGAAAAUCUGCAGCAGAUGCUACAGAUGUAAGAGGGAGAGUACAGAAGCGCAAGCAACAGAGUGGAAAGGAAAAUCAGGGAUUUAAUUUAAGACAUCAGGAAGAGGUAGUGUUAGAACAUAAACACAAGGAACCAAGAUUGGAUCAACCAAUGAAAAAACGAAGACAAAAGCAAGGUUCUAAAGCUGCUUCAGAGAGGGGCAAGGAUCAGUGUCCAAAGGUCAUGAAAAGUAGGAACACUGAACUGGAGACAUUGCCACCAACAAAUCAACCAAAUGGAAAGGGUACGAAGAGGUCAAGAAGAGUAGCACAAAGGCUGGCUUCAGAGGAACCUCCAGCUCCACCACUGAAGCUCCCAAGAUUAAAUCUUGUCCUUACUCGGAAGGAAAUCCAGGAAGACUGGUUACAAAUGACAGGCCACAAGUACACAGGAAAACCAAAGAAAUCAACUCUUAUCCAGAAGGGCCUAGGACUUUGUACAGCUUUGACUUGUCCAUCAUCUAUUGAAUACCUCAACGAACCUCAUUUUAUAUGUUAAAUAGUACCUGCCCAUAUCUGAGGAGAUGCUGAAGAGAUGCAUUGCUUAUAAAUAUAAAUUGUUGGCUAAAUUGUAUAUGGAUGAUGUGAAAUUGAGUGGCAUGGACAGUCCUAGUUUUCACUACAACAAAUCUCAAGGGAAGUAAAGAUUUCUAUGGAACUUGUAAGUGUUAGUCUAGAAUCUUGGAUGUUAUCAUUGUACUAUCAAUUUUUGCAUUUCAUAGGUCCACAGAAGAGUUGUUCUAUAGCUCACUCACAAUAAGUAGGUGGUGGCACCAAUAGCAAUCAAUAAGUGGGUGAUGGGUUGAUGUGGUUUCCAAUGGUCGAGUAGGCCGCCCUGGCUUGGCUGAUGGAUGCUCUGCCCAAUUUGCCUUUCUGCACCAUUACUAAUGGGGUUUACAGUAUAUGGUUUCUGGUAGACAUGGUUACAAGCAGAUAUCUGGAUUCUAAUACCUAAAUCCAAAAUUUGUCUAGACUUCAUCUUGUAGAAUGUGCCAAACAAGAGCUAUAUUGCAUCUCCCUUGAGAGCUCAAACAGUUCUUUUUCCUGGAAC
Messenger RNA from Cryptomeria japonica (Japanese cedar), 2085 nucleotides. RefSeq lists its product as uncharacterized. The transcript has 8 exons. The record is from RefSeq and is a predicted model, not a curated record. Bases 733 to 1533 code for a protein of 266 amino acids. NCBI's taxonomy places the organism in Eukaryota, Viridiplantae, Streptophyta, Pinopsida, Cupressales, Cupressaceae.